Onychostoma macrolepis is the source of this 2440-nucleotide messenger RNA. It is a transcript of the gene cpa6, whose product is annotated as carboxypeptidase A6. Gene Ontology annotation, biological process: proteolysis. The transcript has 11 exons. NCBI's taxonomy places the organism in Eukaryota, Metazoa, Chordata, Actinopteri, Cypriniformes, Cyprinidae. The record is from RefSeq and is a predicted model, not a curated record. Gene Ontology annotation, molecular function: zinc ion binding; metallocarboxypeptidase activity. The coding region runs from base 209 to 1519 and encodes 436 amino acids.
AACACUUUAAAAGACUCGGGAUAGCACCAGAAUUCCCACAUGAAUGAUUUCACACCUCUACCUCAAGAAAUCGUCCCAGGAGCGGAUACCCAGAACAGAAAAGUCUCACAGUUCCUUCCACGGGGAUGAUUUCCAUUCAGCAUCCAUAUGCACAGCGCAGCCUCUGAUUAACUGCUCCGUUUUUAUUUAUAUAGCCCACUAAUUUAAUAUGGCAUUCACAGACUUCUCCAGUAGUGUUUUACUUGGAUGUGUUAUGAUUUUCAGCACCGUGCUCUAUCCUGUCGACUCUUACCUCUACAACAACCGCUACUUCGGUGAUCAAGUGUUGAGAAUAAUCCCCAGCAGCGACACAGAGGUUCAAGGAGUCAAACAGCUUUUCCAAAACCUGACGGUGGACCUUUGGAAACCAAACAGUGCAUUUAUGAUUCAAGAGAACAGCCCAGUAGACGUUCAUGUGGGACGGAACAAGACGCAAUGGCUAAGAAGACGUCUUCGCCAAGCGCACAUCCACUAUGAGGUGCUCAUUUCCAAUCUCCAAACCGAAAUUGAGAAACAGAUCGGACACCAGUCCUCCAGGAAGCGCAGAUCAGAAUUCCAGUAUGACUAUGAAGUGUACCAUCCUUUGGAAGAGAUCCAGAGUUGGAUGUUUGAGAUGAACCGGACACACCCACACCUGGUGGACCUGUUUUCUAUUGGUCAGUCCUAUGAAGGACGGCCCCUCUAUGUGCUCCAGUUAGGAAAGAGAACACGUCCCUUUAAGAAGGCAGUCUGGAUAGACUGUGGAGUGCAUGCAAGAGAAUGGAUUGGUCCAGCUUUCUGCCAAUGGUUUGUGAAAGAGGCGCUGAACUCCUAUCAACACGACUCCAGCAUGAGACGACUGAUGAAUCAGCUCAAUUUCUACAUUAUGCCUGUCUUCAACGUGGAUGGUUACCAUUACAGCUGGGAGACGGAUCGCUUUUGGCGGAAAACUCGGUCAAAAAUUCCAAAGUAUCAUUGUCGGGGAGUGGAUGCCAACCGAAAUUGGAAAGUCAAAUGGUGCGAUGAGGGUGCAUCCCUGCACCCCUGCGACGACACGUACUGCGGUCCCUUCCCUGAGUCAGAGCCUGAGGUCAAAGCUGUUGCCAAGUUUCUACGCAAACACAGGAAACGUGUCAAAGCCUACAUCUCUAUUCAUGCCUAUGCUCAGAUGCUCCUUUAUCCGUAUUCCUACAAAUAUGCCACUAUACCAAACUUCAACUGUGUGGAAUCAGCAGCCCAGAAUGCAGUGAGCGCUCUAUACUCAGCUUAUGGAGUGAGAUACAGAUACGGCCCUGCCUCCACCACACUUUAUGUGAGUUCUGGUAGCUCAAUAGACUGGGCCUAUAAAAACGGGAUAUCGUACGCCUUUGCCUUCGAGUUGCGUGAUACAGGCUACUUCGGCUUCCUGUUGCCAGAAGCCCUGAUUAACCCAACUUGCACAGAGACCAUGAGAGCAGUAAAGACCAUCGCUUCAGGCCUGCUGAAGAAAUGUACCAAAUGAAACCUUCUCUCUCUUCUCGUCUUGUCUUGUCUUCCCUCUAUCAAUUUCACACUCAUAAGCCAUAGCAAUGUCUAGCUAUGUACAAAUGUGCCUGUGUUUUAUUUUUUAAGAUUUAUUUAUUUUAUAAACUACUUUAAAGAAGCUCUACAUUAAACAAAAUGGUAUAAAUGUAAACAGUGAAGAAAUGCAAGCACUUGAAUUGUGAACUAAAGCUUUCUCAAAAGUGGAUUUUACUUAUGAGGCGAAUAUACAGUGAGCACUUGCUGCACAGACAAGCUUCAAAAGAACAGUAAUGCACAAAGAAUGUAAAUAAUGCAUACUGUUAGCUUAAAAUGGGUUCAUUUUAGUGUGGAUGCAGUGUGUAGUUGUGUAUCACUGCAGCUAAAAUACAGCUUUGAUUUUGUUUUGAAAUGAAACAGAAAAGGUCACCUGGGAACUCAACCUCUAAAAUGAGCCAGACAUGAAUACAUAAAAUUGCUGUUUUGUUUUGUUUUGUUUUGAAGAAAACUUAUGUCAAAGUAACUUUUACUUGUAUAAUUAAUUGUACUUGCAAGGGCAGAGUUUACAUUUGUACCGUUAAGUACUCUCAAGUUUAAUUGUAAUAAGCCAGUAUUUAUUUCAAUAAAAAAAUACAGUACUUUGUUAUAUAAAGUGUCUUGCAAGUUAGCAUUUAAAAUUUUGUUUUCAUUGUACACAGAUUUUUGUAUAUUACUGUUUAUUUUACCAACAGGUAGAUUAUUAAAAGUAGUUAAAUCAUAAUGUAACAUUCUUGCUCAAUAUAACACAGUCGCCAAUGGGCUCCAUCCAUCAUCCAAAAACGGAUUCUAUUAUGUGUUGUUAAUGCAAGAUAUAAGCCCUACUACCCAAAUAACGAAAAUGUACUUCACAAAUAUGUAAAAUAAAGCAAAUACAAGAACUUCA